GUUUGACAGGUGUUUGGGAAAGAAGUAGGAAGACGGCGAAGUAAAAUAUAAGGUGUUAUUUCCCGUAUAAAAUGAAGAACAGCUCUCAAAUUAAGUAAUCAGGUGUUCCAGUUAUUUGGAAUGGAUUGAAUAUGAUUUAACAAGAACUAGAAGAGUUGUUGAAGAUCAGAUACAGGAUGGCAACAGAACCUGAUGAAGUAACAGUCAUAGUUGUCAGUGCUAAAGGGCUACAGGGCAGAAAAGCAGGACGACACAAAUACUCGGUGAUAUUUGGUGUCGGAAGCAAGAAAUACCGUACAGCAGUCGUUAAGCAUCCAGAACCAGAAUGGAACGAGGAAUCUGUUAUCCAUGUGAACAAUAUCCUAGACCAAGUAUUCUUUAUUGUGACGGAGAAAGAAGAUAUACUUGGUCAGGUGAACAUCCCAGUAACCUCCCUUCAGGCAUCACCAGGACGCAACAUGAAGUCGACACUUCAACCUCACAAAAAGUGUUCAAAUCCAACAGGAGAGUUAGUGUACCAAUGCUAUGUCUCCAAGCGUCGUCCCGCGGGAAUGAACUAUGAGUCCAAAUCUCCGACUCUAUCCCAUAAGUACAGGAAGGAAAGACGUGGCUCCACAUUAUCUACUAUAAACAAGAAGUUCUCCCGCUCCAUUCAUGAUCUUCUCAGCUUUGGCAAAUCUAGUAAUAAUAAUGAGGAGGACAAUACCCCGAAACUUAAGUCCAAACAUGGGCCAAAGUUCAUGAGCAUCAGCUCUGGGCUGGACAGCUCGGGUAAACUGCCUGUGAUAUUGAGUGUGAGUCCCAAUGUCGGACUGACCAGUGGAGGUACACGAAUCACCAUUGUUGGGAAGAACUUGGGGUUCAGUAAGAGUGAUAUUGUAGAUCUGACUAUUUGUGAAUGUGACUGUGUGGAUUAUAUUGAAUAUGAGUCUUCUUCUAAGAUUCACUGUAAAACAAGGUCCACUCUCCCUGGCAAGGGUGACAUCAUCCUCGAAACAGAGUCAGGUGGCAUUGGUACUCUAAGAAAUGCAUUUGCUUUUGUUGAUGAACUUCCGGAAAAUGGUGUGAACCCAUUUGAUAGCCCCAACCCAUUCGAUGAUGGUGAUGUGGAUUCUGGGGAACAAGCUAGUUUUACUAUUGGGGAUUCUCCAGAGAUGCAAACAAAGGCAAUAUCUGUGCCAGUGCCAUCACCAAAAGGAGGAAGUGUGUCCAGCAUGUCUCCCCCCUCUAAAAAACAUUUUGUGAAACACUUGAGGAGGGCAAGUGAGGGACAUGUUCUACAGCAGUUAAAAGGGGGACCAGUGGCAGCCACUCCGCCGGUGUCACCUACACCAAACAAGAUGGAGAAGCUACAGCAACAGGUCCUGGAACUCAAGAAGGAGAAUCUAGCUUUGAAACAGGAUAACAAAGACAUGAAAGCUUACAUUGAUAAGUUGGUAGCAAAGGUCAUACAGCAUUGCCCAGACGCUCUCGAAUCAGGCACAAUGCAGAACAGAUGGAGAUAAUUGAGCACAAGAGUUUCAAGGAUAUUAAGAUGUCAUGAUGAUGUGAUUUGUUUUUUAUUGAUAGCAGAUAUGUUUCUCCAAAUGAAAUAUAUUGCAAAUACUUGUGUAAAAUGCUCUAAGAUGUAUGAUAGCUUUCAGUUAUCUGUCUUAAUAUGAAUCCUAGCUGUUCUUUUUCACUAAAAAUCUUAUAGCAGUAUCCGGGAAAUAUCUUAACAUCUAUGGAACACUACUGUUAUUUUAAACUUCAAUAAAACUUUGUCACAUGAUCAAGGAAGUGUAUGAACAUCAUACCACUGUUCUUGUAUACAGUCUCUAGUUUCAGGAAUGCUCUAUAGAAAAUAUUUCAGUAAUGGUCUAUAGAAAAUACCUCAUGAUUUUUCCUAAGGAAUUCAAUUUCUUACUUUCCAUGAAAAAUAUCAGUUAAUCUGAAGUUUAAAGGAAUCCUUGUUAAACUUGGUAAGUUAUCAUAGCAUUUUAUAUGCUGAAACAUUCUUUCAAUUAAAAUAUAAACUUGAUCUAUGCAAAUAUUUGCUGCCUUUUUGAUGUGCAUUAUAAGUAUAUGGUGAAUAGGGUAGAUUUUUUUCGAAAUUUGGUAUGUAGUAUUUAAUUUAUUAGCAUAUAUUUAACAAAUAAAAGCUUUUUUAUGUCAUUCUUUAAUUCCACUGAAUACCAUUUGCUCUGAAAAACUUGAAAAUGUGAAAUUUACCUGUAAAUAGCAUUAGAUGUUUUGGCAUUAUGAAUAUUGAUCUGGUUGCUAAAUACAUGUACCAGAAAAUGUUCUAUUAUUGAUAUUUUCAUUAGAUGAAAACACUCCUGUGAUAUGAAUUGAUUGCCUUUUUUUUAUUUUGGGGAAUUUUGUGUUUUUGGUGUUGAUGAUCAUAUGAAUCAGCUACAGCCUUCAGGUUUUUGUCUACAAGUAUAUUUUGAAAAUAUUUGCCUGAUAAUUUUUAGCUUCUCCUAAAGAUGUAUAUUACCUAAACAGUAACAUGUUGAGAGAAGAAAUUCUUACUUAAAGAUCUUUUAAGGUGUUUAUUUCAAAAUGUUUAUUAUGUCUAUUAAUGGAUGGUCCAGAUGAAUUGUACACAAAAGUUGAAGUAAUAAUAUGCAGGUAAUUAGGAAUAGAUGUCUAAGUUUAAACAACACAAGGGAGAUAAUCCACAUACAUAUCAUUUAGGGAAGCAUAUUAGCUUUAAGCAUUGACAGACUGGUGGUUUCGUGUAGAGACUCUCACUAGAAAUAGUAAAUUAAAGGACAUACCUCCUUAAGUGUUUGCAUAAUGUAGGUAGAUUUUCCUGUCUCCACCAUGAAAUGGAUAGAGUGUAUACAUGGAUCGUAGGUCAGGAAAACAGCUUUGUUUUAGGUCCAAAAUUAUUCUUGGUUUUGGAAAGUUGUAAGAUUUUAUAGAGGCUCUUUUGGGUUCAAAAAUUGUUCUUGGUUUUGGAGAAUUAUUAGUUUUUUUUUAUCAAAGUUUGAAAUUGACACAUUGAUCUUCAUUUGUAAAAAAAAAAGAAAAUGAGAUACAUUUUGAAAUUUGUUUUUUGCAUUAUUUUCCCCAUUAGAGUCUUACUUCUCAAAAUAGUUGGGGUGUUAGUUUAUGUUUCAAACUAGCAUUUUCAGUAUUUGGGUAGAUCAGUAAGACAUUGAUGAUAGUAGAUUGCUAUUAAAUUACAAUGACAUGUUAAAGAAUUAAAAGGAGUGAGUUGUGAUGAUUGAAUUGUCACAGUUGAUGGAUAUAAAAUAUUAAGUUCUGAAAACAGGACAUUUCAUAACUUCCUUCAGACAAACUAAUACCUAAAACUACAUUGUUUCUAUCAGGUACAUUUCAUGUUGAGGCUGUCAUCAUUGAAGAAGGUACAGCUGAAAUUGUCUAGGGUGUGGUGUAAAAAAAAUUGUUAUUGGCAUUUGAAGUUGAACUUAUCUGUGAUUACUGAAUGAUAUUAUUAUUCAUGACAAAAUUAGAAUGUACAUAAGUAGUGAUACUAUUUUAUUUAGACAACAGAUAUUUAAUCAGUAAAUUCAGAAAAAUGGAACUGUUACUUAAUACAGUUUACAUUCAAAUUGUAGGAAUUAUUCUUUGAGUUUGAGGAUACAAGUUUUCUUGUACUAGUAUGUUUGUUACUUUUUCAGUCACCCAAAUCAAAUCUUUUUCUCCUCUUUAGAUCUGACAUUACAUUUUAUAUUCAGGAUGUUUUUUACUUCUUCUUAGGAUAUUUUCUUGUGAUCAACUUUUGUUUAUAUUGUAGUUAAAAUAUUUUGAGACGUGGGGAGUUACCGGACUGUAUAACGAUGAGAAAGUUCACUUUGACUAAUAUGUUGAUGAUAGUAUAUAUAUUACAUUAUGUGACAGUUCUUAUCUUAGUCACCAGGAAAACAUUUUCUUCAAACUUUUUUAUUUUAUUUUUUUAUGAAAAGUUAGUCUGGAUUAACAUGAUCUCACUGUAUCUGUUUAAUGGUAUUGUAAUAUCAGGAAAAACAAUUAUGAAAAAUGUUCACGCGACUUCAGCUAGAAUGUUAUGUAUGACUGCAUUUCCUUCAAUAUAAUGUCUUUGUGACUUACAAGUCGUGUGUUACAAAAUCAUAUUAUAAAUGUUGGUUUUGGGGUGUUAUUGAUCCUUUCAGGGUUGUAUGGUACAUAUAAUAUUCACUACUCAGUGUUCUUUAAGCAGCUGGUACAUAUCCUAUAUACCCACCGAACUAUUAAUCAUAGUGCUUUACUUUCAUUAUUGUUAUCAUGAAUGCUUAUUUAUUAAAAAAAAAG
Molecule: messenger RNA, 4263 nt
Organism: Pecten maximus
Lineage: Eukaryota; Metazoa; Mollusca; Bivalvia; Pectinida; Pectinidae
Exons: 8
Coding region: 177-1505 (442 amino acids)
Source: RefSeq, a predicted model, not a curated record